Messenger RNA from Medioppia subpectinata, 2298 nucleotides. The record is from the annotation of a GenBank genome assembly. NCBI's taxonomy places the organism in Eukaryota, Metazoa, Arthropoda, Arachnida, Sarcoptiformes, Oppiidae.
UGGUUUUGCAUUCAGUUGUCAUUGAAGUGAAGGCUAUAACUGUUUGAACGCACUAUUCGUUUGCCAUAACUUCAUAACAAAAUACAAUCGCUUUAAUUGAUCCCUCAUUUGUCCGAUCACUACAUCUGUGUUGACAUGAGUUUCAAAAACAAUCGUUUUGACCGAUUCUCGCCAUUAGAUCCGGAGUCAAGACUACAAGACUUCCGCAAACGCUUCGACCAGUUGUCGCAAAACCCGAACCAAAUGUUUAGAGACUCUUCGCUCGGCAAUCGGUGGUCAGACCGACUCAAUGAUCACCCAAUCUACAAAAACUUUAAUAACAAUUCCAAGAGAUCUGAGACCGAAGAGGAAGAAGGGGUUCCUAUUCAAGUAGUUCACGAGAAAUCCGAUGAUAUGUCUAAUCCCGAGGCCAACGAGAGGAAGAGUGAAUCCAUGUCUUCGUCUCAAAGUCAUAAAAGCAGUGAUACAUCUCAUAGCAGUGGAAGCGCUAGAAGUGCUGGAAGUGUUUUCCAUUCGAGUCCAAUGGACUCGAGUUCAGGACAAGCGUCUGGAGUACAGCCGAGAGUACAUCACAUUCCCAUUAGUGUUGAGCCCAGAAACGGGUCCACGAGUUCUGGUUAUACCUCUGAAUCCAAUGGUCCGAAUCCUCAAUCGUUGAGUCGUUCGUCGAGUCAUUCGUCGAGUCAUUCGAGUGCCAACAGCGCCAGCACUGGACACACAAAGGCUGACAACCGUUCGCCCAGUCCUGCGAAGAGCGUGUCGUCGGAGCACUCGAACGCUUCAACUGAUAGCAAACCGCGUGUCCAUCAGAUCGGAGUCACAAUAGAAACCAACGCAAAGCCCAAUGGGAAUGGUUUGUCACAAACCACUGACUCCUCAAAGAAACAAAAGUCCGGUCCUUUUGUCACACGAAUACCAGUCACACAACCGACUGAAACUCUAUCCGACUCUCAGUCCACCGACAAAUGUGACCAAAAGGUUGUCGUAAAAGUGAAUCCAUUGGAAUCAAUUCACAACACCUUAAGUGAUCUCAAGAAGUAUGAGUCGGAAGUGAAUGGAUUUAAUGGAACGGCUAAUGAUAAGAAGUAUAAAUAUUUGGAUGAGAUGUUGACGCGAUGUAUGAUUAAGUUGGACACCAUUGAGACCGACGGCAACGAAGAAGUGAGAAAAGCUCGUAAAGGAGCCGUCAUUGCUGUUAAUAAAUGUAUCACUUUAUUGGAAAGUAAAGUGUUUGAUAACAACAACAAGAGUGAAAAUUCCGGUCCUAUUAAUGGUAAUGAAUCAACGGUGGAACCGAUGGAAGUGUCUUCCACUCCAGAGCCCACAUCUGGUGAGACGAACCAAAGCUCGCAUUUGAAGUCAGAGGCAACAGAAGCGCCUGUAAUAGUAAAUGACGGCAAAAUUCAAGUGAAAUUAUACAGACUUCGCGUUUAUAAGCGAUUAAUUCAAAGCAAACCAUUGAAAGGCAAAGUCGUGGUCAUUACCGGCGCUUCUUCGGGACUCGGAACAGCUUUGGCUCAAGUCUUAUACAGAUCUGGCGCUCGACUUAUUCUCUCUUCGCGAAGAGUAGACCAAUUGAAUGAAGUGAAAGAGCGGCUCAUCUCAAGUAACCAAUUGAGUGAUGACUUGUUUGAGCCCAAAGUCUUAGCACUGGAUCUCUCGAAACUUGAAGACAUGGAAUCGUACGCCGAGGAAGCGCUCAGUUUUUACGGAAGCGUUGAUGUGAUUAUCAAUAACGGAGGCAUCAGUUAUAGAGGAAGUGUUAUCGACACUACCGUCGAUGUCGACCGUCAAGUAAUGCUCGUUAACUAUUUCGGACAAUUGGCUCUCAUUAAAGCAUUUCUUCCGUCAAUGAUUGCAAGAAAUAUGGGCCAAAUAGUGGUCAUUAGCAGCAUUCAGGGCCAGUUAGCCCUCCCUUAUAGGUCCGCAUAUACCGCCUCUAAACACGCUCUCCAAGCGUUUUGCGAUAGUCUUCGCGCAGAACUGUUUGCAACUGAUGUCUCCGUUUUGGUCAUAAGUCCCGGUUAUAUAAAAACCAAUCUCUCGAUGAAUGCCAUAACAGGUUCGGGCGAUACAUACGGUCAGAUGGAUAAGACCACAGCAUCGGGCGAUGAACCCGAAGAUGUGGCCAAACGUAUUCUCAUGGCUAUCAUUAGGAAAGACAAACAAUUACUUGUGUCUCCAUUACUCCCAAAGAUUGCCAUUUUGUUGAGAUUUAUAUUUCCAAACAUUUAUUUCUAUUUAAUGAAAAAGAGGGCCAAAAAAGAGACCAAAAAUUGAUUGAAUGUUAUGAAUACA